CGGGGCCACGCCCCCCGAGUGGCAAAAACAUGGUGAACUGAAGCGGUAAAUACAGCGAGACCGGGAGAAAUGGGGAUUAUCUGAUCACGUUAAAGGCAACUGGACUCGAAAACGAUCCAUACGAGCAGCUGGAUUCCUGCAUUCCUGUGUUGAAUGCGUGGCCCGGGGCCUCGGGAUCAAGCUGGGACAUGUAAGUACUCCCAGAAAAACAUCACAAGUGCCUUCACUUUGCUGCUCUGCGCCGCUUGUGAGCACGCACGCAAACCAUCAUGGCUUCUGAGGACGGUCCCCUCUCGGCACAGUGACACUUCGACUAUACCCCGGUCCUCAACCCGACCGGCGGUGGAGUUUUAUUGGCGGGGCAGAUAGAUGAAGAGAAGGAAGGUGACCGCUGGCGCUGACCUCCUGAAAUGGGCGUGGAGCUGCUGCUCGGAGACGGAAACGAGUGCGUAAAAAGUCAGUCAACACGGGCUGUCAGCGGCGUUUGACGGUGAUGGAAAGCGGGGACGGCGAAUGCGUAAAGGUGUGCGGACUAACCCCGAGGUUUCCUCCUCUUUCCAACCCCGCAGUGUAAAGCUGGAUUGCUUCAUUUUCUUAAAGUCUUCCUAAUGUGGCAGUUGUGGGACUGAAGCACCAUGUUGGAGCCUCCAGAGCCCGGCCAGGACAUUGUGGAGUGGCUGUCCGCUCUCCGCCUCUCGCAGUACACCCAGUGUUUCCAGCAGAGAGGCUACCAAGCUGUGGAAGACUGCGCAGACCUCACCGAUGAGCGCCUCCUGGAGCUCGAAGUGCUGCCGACGGGCCACCGCAGACGCAUCCUCAGGAGCUUGGAGGCCCUGGGGCUGAAGCAGCGGAGCGGAGAGGACGACGGAGAGGACGACGCGGAGAACAGGAGCGACCGCAGGAAGCCGGCCCUGUACCCGAGACACAUCUUCCUGAAGGAUGUGAAGAGGGCGGCUUCUUGCCAGCACCAGUCCAAGGAGAGGACGGAGAAUGAUUCGGGAGGGAGUCAGACUUUGCCUCCGGGAGCAGGGCUGGGAACAGAGGCCGAGAACCCCCCGGAAAGCCGGUACGUCGUCCUGCCUAAACCGGCCCCGCGCGACCCCCGGAACAUCCAGAAACCCGCGCACGGUCCGGCCUCCGCGCGCUCCAGCAGCAGCAGCAACGAGUCGCUCUCCACUUCUGAAGGCCACUCGGACUCCUCAGAAGACCCCUUGUUCUCUGGCGUCAACUCCGUUCCCAGUCUCGCUAAAGCCCCCCUCCCACCACUGACCGAAGACAUUGGCGGUUUUCACGGUGAUAUGGUUGAAAACUCCAUUUACGAGGCUCAAUCUAGUAUAAGGAGGGCUGCAGGCACGAAGCUCACCCGCUCCUACCGACUGAGGCACCGGCCCGUUCCCAAAAUCCCCAAUGAGCCUGUCGGGCCACAUCAGGACAGGAGCGCACCGCCAUCGCAAACAACCGGCCCCGAACACCUAACCGGCUCCGAGGGUCCCACCGGUGCAAACGGCGUACAGAAAGCUCCACUUCAAAGAACCCUGACGCCCAUUGCUCCCUACGGAGAGACGUUCCUGUACAACAGCCCCGAAAGUGCUCCGGACCCGGGCGCCAAGGAGGGGCUGCAGAAGGGGUUCAAGGACAGGAUAAAGAAGCACAGAAAAAGAACGCCUCAAAAGAAAGAUUCCAAGGAAUCCAUGAGCCCACCAGCUCCGUCCAUCCAAGACCCGUGCGCAGACGAGUACUCGACGGUGGACGAGUGCGUCGGCGCUUUGCCGCAGGCCCCUUCGGACCAAGGUUACGCCGCGACCCUCGACGCCGGAGCCGGCCCUGCGGCUCCCGGCCCCAAAGACGAGUCAUUGAUCAUGGUGGAAUGCGACCUCUACUUGGAGUCCAGGGAGGCUCUGAGGGGCGCCGCUAAGGAUGCGCAGCCUGACAUUUCUCCCUACGCGUGUUUCUACGGAGCCCCCAAACGCCAGGUGCUCAAAGUGGGAUGGCUGGACAAGCUGUCCCCUCAAGGAAAAUGCGUUUUUCAAAGGAGGUGGGUGAGAUUCGACGGCGAGAGCCUGGCCUACUACAACAGCGACAAGGAGAUGUACUCCAAAGGCAUGAUCCUGGCCACCGCCAUCAGGCAGGUGCGAGGACUGGGCGACAACAAGUUUGAGGUUGUCACCUCCCUCCGGACUUUCAUAUUCCGGGCUGACAGAGAAGGGGAGCGCCAGGAGUGGAUGGAAACUCUUCAGACGGCCACGCGCCCCCCCGCCUGCGGCUCCCAGAAGCGCUCCAACAGCCUCACCCACCCCUCCUCCACAAACAAGCGAGGCUUGCUGGAGCUCCGCGGUUACAAAGGCAGAGUGCUGGUGUCCCUGGCGGGGAGUAAAGUCAGGCUCUGCAAAACAGAACAGGACUACAAAGCGGGGCUGGCCAUCGCGGAAGUGGAACUGACCGCGGCCAAUAUUAGAGACGUGGACCGCAGGGGCUUUGAGGUCAACACACCUUUCAAAAACUUCUGCUUCACGGCCGACUCAGAACGGGAGAAGGAGGAGUGGGUUGAGGCGGUCCAGGAAUCGAUCGCCGAGACGCUCUACGACUACGAAGUGGCGGAGAAGAUCUGGUUCAACGAGGCCAACAGGACCUGCGCCGACUGCCACGCCUCGGAGCCGGAGUGGGCGUCGGUCAACCUGGGCGUGGUCAUCUGUAAGAAAUGUGCAGGACAACACCGCUCCCUUGGGCCAAGUCUUUCCAAAGUGCGGAGCUUGAAGUUGGACAGCAGUAUCUGGAGCAAUGAACUAGUGGAGCUCUUCCUGGAGGUUGGGAACAAGAAUGCUAACAGUUUCUGGGCUGCUAAUCUUCCUCUGGAGGAGGAUCUUCACAGCGGGGCUUCUGCAGAGCAGCGCGCCACAUUCAUCCGCAGGAAGUACCGGGAGAGGAAAUACCGGAGGGUCCUGGAGGGCUUUUGUGACCUGGAGGAGCUCAACCAGGCGCUGUGUGCAGCUGUGGUGACGGCCGACGUGCUGCAGACCAUGGCGCUGGUGUUCAGCGGGGCAGAUGUUAUGUGCGCCACCGGGGAUCCGACCUACUCCACCCCGUACCUCUUGGCUCAGCGCGCCGGACAGAAGCUACAGAUGGAGUUCCUGCACCAGAACAAACUGUCCGAUUUCCCCAUAUUAGAGCAGUGGUCGGAGAACGCCUCAAUGUCGGACGCUUCCCUCUUCAUGGAUGGCUUCCUCUACAUCUCCUCUGGCCCUGCCAAGGCGACUCUGGAUCGACGUGGCAGAGACGACAUGACCCGGCGCUGGUGUACGUUGGAGGGAGGCUUCCUGAGUUUCUACGAGAGCGAGCGAAGCCCUUCGGCCAUCGGCAGGGUGGACGUCACUGAAGUGGUCAGCCUGGCCGUCAGCAGGACGGAGACGAUGACCGGAGCCGGGGCUGUGUUUACCGUGGAGAUGUACCUGCAGACGGAGCGAGUGCUGAUUGUCGGCGCUGAAACGCAGGAAACGCAGCACGACUGGAUCCAGGCGCUAACAAAGUGCUUCGUCCCGUCUAAGGUCGACGGGCUGGUGCGGAAAGACGUGGAGCUGAUUGGCAGGCUGCACUACAAAGAGGGCCACGACCUGUACCACUGGAGGUUGGGCUGGUUCAUGCUGGAAGGCUCUGCCCUGCACUACAGCUCGGGAGAGGAGGAGGGAGAGGAGGAAGUUCUUCAGCUCAAACAACUGCAGGAGCUCACUGUCUCCACGCACACUGAGGGUGAGGAAAAGAUCCAAGUCCUGCUGAUGGUGGAGUGCGGAAGAACAAUUUACAUCCACGGCUUCAACAAGAUUGACUUUGCGCUGUGGCACUCGGCCAUCACGCUGGCCGCUGGCACGGACGGCAAGGCGCUCGGUGACCAGCAGCUGACUAAAAAUGGCGUUCCCAUUAUACUCGACAGCUGCAUUGCUUUUGUCACGCAGUAUGGCUUGUGUCACGAAGGCAUCUACCAGAGGCCUGGGGAUCCUUGCCAAGUGGCUCACCUCCUGGAGGACUUCACCCGAGAUGCUCGUAACGUGAAGCUAAGAGAGAAGGAACACCAACUCGAGGUUGUGACGGACACCUUGAAGAGCUUUUUAUCCCAGGUGGAGGACGCACUGCUGACCAAGGAGCUCUAUCCAUACUGGGUGUCGGUUCUGGAUGAGAUGGAUGAGAAGCGGAGAGUAAAGAAGUAUUCCACCAUCAUAGGGAGUUUGCCAAAGAUAAACAGGUCAACCCUUGAGGCCCUGCUGCAGCAUCUGUACAGGAUUCAACAGUGUUCCCACCUCAACCAGAUGCCCAGCGAAAAACUGGCCUCCGUCUUCUCCUCCUGCCUGUACCAGACACGAGGACAAACCCCACAGGAAAUUAGAGUGGUCCACGACCUAAUCAGCAACUACAUCACGCUCUUCAAUGUCAAUGAAGACCAGGUGCAACAGAUGGAGAGGGAGAAUAGUUUCAUCACACGCUGGAACGACAAGAAGGACACCACAUUCUCUCCAGCUGGGGACCUGAUCUUCGAGGUGUACCUGGAAAAGAAAGAGCCGGAGAAGUGCUGCUUAAUCAAGGUCUCUCCAAGCAUGCGACCCACGGAGCUUGCAGAAACCGCCCUAAGCAUGAGGAGCAUCAAUUUUAGGCCCGAUGACCUGUGGACAACCUUCGAAGUCAUUGAGAAUGGAGAGUUAGAGCGACCGUUGCACCACAGUGAGAAGAUUCUUGAGCAGGUUUUGGAGUGGAGUACACUGGACGUCCCCAGUUCUGCUUUUCUUAUCAUAAAGAAGUUUACAGGGACCAAAAUAAUGGCUGAUGGGAAAGACGUUUCCCAACAAAGCCAGUUCGUAAGAGGCGACCACCUGAAGUUCAGCGAUGGAUCCUCCAAGCUGCUGUCAGGACACAAGUUUCAGGACAAAUAUGUCAUACUACGCACGGAGAAACUGUUCAUCUACAGAGACAUCAAAAGCACCAAGGCGGAGAAAGCCAUCCAGCUGAAGAGCGUGAAAUGUUACCUGGGCCUGAGGAAAAAGCUCAAACCUCCACCAGCCAACUGGGGCUUCACGGUCUGCACUGACAAACAACAGUGGCAUUUCUGCUGCGACAAGAGGGAGACGCAGGUCAGCUGGGUGACGGACAUCAUCAGGACGAAGUUCGGCUCUGACCUCUAUCCAAAGACCACUAACUCAAAAGAAACAGCAGAUCACAACACCUCCAGAGGACGGGCCGGGACUGAGGGCAGCAGCAUCCCACCAACCAAACACCCCGCCAGCAAACCGCUGCCAGACAGGAGGCUUCCUCUUGGAAAUGGAGACCAGAAGGCUGCCAAGGUUGCUGGUCCCCACCUCAACACCAACACCAUUGCUCCAAAGCCAAAUCCCAAUGACCUGCACAAGAUCCCAGAGGUUCCGCGCAGGAGAACCUCUGUGGACGUUUGCCCGCCCCUGAGGCUCCCUUGCCCUUCCCCUUCCUCUUCCAGACACCUACAGCCUAUGCCGUUACCCCUUCCACCUCAAAGUGGCUGUAAGACCGUCGUGAAAAGACCCGCUUUGGGGGGGGAGGGUUUGAUGCCGCCUAACCUGCUGGACGAACUCAGCUCUGUGCUGAACAAGACUGGCCGGGGUCGCAAGGACAGCGACUGACGGGAGGGGAAAUAAAAAGGACGGAGCGGUACACGUAACAGUCAAUUUGAACAAAAAGACAAACAUUACAGCCCUGAGUCGAGACAAAAAGAUGAGAAGACUGACUGCAAGACCACACGGCGUAGAUGGAAUAGCUUUCACGAGGGAUGAUCAUAGCCCAAACACUGCUUUUGAACUCGGAUAUAUAAAGACAUGCCGAUGCACAAGGGGAUGUGGAAAACAGGUGCAGGAAACAGCGGAGGUCACGUAGACCUCAGCUGGACAUGGCGCUGACCCAAGCACUACAGAAAACGUGAUUUAUAUGUCGCUCUUUGAAAGUUGCAAAAGUAUGUUCUGCUGUCAAACACCAGAAAUACUUCAAACCGCUUGCUCCAUGCUUUUAUGUUUCCCAUUGUUUUAAAAAGCCAAUUUUAACAGCACCUGAAAAGUAUUAUCCUUUUUUAAAUACUUUAUUUUUUCAUAGCACUUUUCCAGAUGGAUAAAAAAUAUAGAUAUAGAUAAAAAAUAUACUUUGACAUCCCCUUUAUUUUACAUUUGUUAGUAGCAGGGUGUUUAAAUCCUAGGCGUCUUGCAAAAAAAAAAGUCUUUGGAGUCCUGUACGGUCCUAUGAUGCUGAGUGUUAGUCAUUGAUGGACAAACUCAAGUUAUUUAUUUUUAAUUGUGUGCUAUAUUUUGAUAACAGUUAACAUUGUAACCUUUAACUGUACAUUAACUGUCAGUGUUUAAUUCUGUGGGAUACCACUUUAAACUUUGCACUGGCCGCCACUAAAUGCAAUUUUCAUGUACAGCAUAAAUAUUUUUAAUAAAUUUGCAAUAUGCGUCAA
Molecule: messenger RNA, 6460 nt
Organism: Mugil cephalus (flathead mullet)
Lineage: Eukaryota; Metazoa; Chordata; Actinopteri; Mugiliformes; Mugilidae
Gene: arap2
Product: ArfGAP with RhoGAP domain, ankyrin repeat and PH domain 2
Exons: 34
Coding region: 636-5636 (1666 amino acids)
Biological process (GO): signal transduction
Molecular function (GO): electron transfer activity; protein binding; heme binding
Source: RefSeq, a predicted model, not a curated record